Molecule: messenger RNA, 733 nt
Organism: Rubroshorea leprosula
Lineage: Eukaryota; Viridiplantae; Streptophyta; Magnoliopsida; Malvales; Dipterocarpaceae
Source: the annotation of a GenBank genome assembly
UGGGGUUCGCUUGCUCUUUGGCGCCGCCGCCGCCGCAGCAGCUCCGCCUUUCCCUCCUCCAACAACCGCCGCGUUUUUAUUCAGGUCCUGAUUAUUGAGAAGUUAAAGAUUUGAAAAAGAUGUCUUAUGAUGAUGUUGAGAUAGAGGACAUGGAUUGGAAUGAGAAGCUGCAAGCUUAUACAUACCCGUGUCCUUGUGGUGAUCUUUUCCAAAUUACUAAGAAAGACCUAAAACUCGGUGAGGAAAUCGCCCGUUGCCCUAGCUGCUCUCUCUACAUCACCGUCAUCUACAAUGCUGAGGACUUUGUUGAUCAGAAAUCCAACAAGAAUCUUACUCCAACAAGGAAAACCAUUUCUGUUGCUUGAAAUCAUUCAGAUGGCUUAGAUGACAAGGUGGUGAAAAGAAGAUUGUGAGCCACAGAAGUUUUGUCAGAGUUUAAUUGCUGCUUAAAUGAUUAUAGAUAGAUAUAGUAGUCCUGAUCACUUAAAAGAAAUUUGUAUUAGACUUGAGCUAUAGUGGGAGAUUGAGAGGAAGAAGCUACGAUACAGUUCUAUAUAUAUUAUUGAUUGAUAGAGGUGAUGAAUCUAUGAUACUACCAUAUCCACAUGACCUUGAUUUAUGAUAAAAUACAUGAUCUAAUUUGACAUUGGAAAAUAUGUCUCAGUUCAGAUGCAAAAAAAGUGUGCGGUGUAAGUUGUGAAAAAUAUAUCUGUAAUGAAUUUUUCCUGAUAGU